AUGAAGUUGAAGGAGACAAAAUCAAGGCUGAAGCCACCAAGCUGUGGCAAAUUGAAGACAAAGGGAAUCAAAGUUGUGGGAAAAUGGAAACAAGUGAAGAUAGACCCAAACGUGUUUGCAGAUGGACAAAUGGAUGACUUAGUGUGCUUUGAGGAACUGACAGAUUACCGCUUGGUCUCCCCUGCCAAGAAUCCCUCUAGCCUCUUCUCAAAGGGAGAACCCAAGAAGAGAAAGGCACAAGCUGUUUCAGAAGGAGAGGAGCAAGGAGAGUCCAGCUCCCCAAAGAAAAAGAUUAGGUUGAAAAAGAGUAAAAAUGUGGAAGCUGGAGGUACCAGUGCCCAGAAAGAGUUUGAGGUCAAAGAUGCUGAACUAGGGCCUCAGGAAAGCAGCUCUCAUUGUCCUGAGCUAGAGGUAGAGGAGACGGCAUCCCACACUGUUACAAAAAAGAAAAAGAAGAAAGGGAAAAAAAAGAACAAGCCUUCCCAGGGUACUACUCCAAAGGUGCCCAAGAAGGUGAAGACAUGGAUGCCCGAAAUGAAUGACCAGAAGGCUGACGUGUCUGCCUGGAAAGGCCUGUUUGUGCCCAAGCCGGUACUCCGAGCACUCAGCUUUCUAGGCUUUUCUGCGCCCACACCAAUCCAAGCCCUGGCCUUGGCACCUGCCAUCCGUGACAGACUGGAUGUUCUCGGGGCUGCUGAGACAGGAAGUGGGAAAACCCUUGCCUUUGCCAUUCCAAUGAUUCAUACAGUGCUGGAGUGGCACAAGAGGAAAUCUUCUCCAACUCCAAGCAAUGCUGGCAAGCCACCUGGAGAGGCCAGAGCCGAGACUGGAUCACCAGGCAAGGCUGGAACCGAGUCUGGGAUGUUGCCUGAUGAGACUGGAGUUGAGAGUGAAGCAGCGUCCACUGGAGUUGGAGCUGAGGCUGGAGCCUCACCCCACAAAGCCAGAGCUAAGAUGCAGCCUACGGUCUCUGACCAAGUGGCACUCUUCUGUGAUGAUGAUGCUGGUGAGGGACCUUCUUCCCUCACCAAGAAGCCUGUCUCCAAACAGGACGAGGAUGAAGAGGAAAACCUCAGUGAAGAGCAGACUAGAGAGUUCCACAAAGAGGCAAAUGGCAGAAUUGCCACCUGUAAAGAGCACUCAAAGCGUCCUCUACUGGGACUGGUUCUGACCCCCACUCGAGAGCUGGCCAUCCAGGUCAAACAGCACAUUGAUGCCGUGGCCAGGUUUACAGGAAUUAAAACGGCGAUUUUGGUUGGUGGGAUGUCCGCACAGAAACAGCAGAGGAUGUUGAACCGCCAGCCCGAGAUGGUGAUCGCCACUCCAGGCCGGCUGUGGGAGCUGAUUAAGGAGAAGCACCCUCAUUUGAGUAACCUUCGGCAACUGCGGUGCCUGGUGGUGGAUGAGGCUGACCGCAUGAUUGAGAAGGGCCAUUUUGCUGAGCUCUCGCAGCUCAUGGAGAUGCUUAGUGAGUCUCAGUACAACCCAGAGAGACAGACGCUUGUUUUUUCUGCCACCCUGACCCUGGUGCAUCAAGCUCCUGCUCGAAUCCUGCAUAAGAAACACACCAAGAAAAUAGACAAAACUGCUAAGCUUGGCGUCCUCGUGCAGAAGAUUGGUCUGCGGGCCAGGCCCAAGAUCAUCGACCUCACAAGGCGUGAGGCCACAGUGGAGACGCUGAUGGAGACCAAGAUCCAUUGUGAGACGGAGGAGAAAGACCUCUACCUGUACUACUUCCUGAUGCAGCAUCCGGGGCGCACUUUAGUGUUUGCCAACAGCAUUUCCUGCAUCAAACGCCUCUCGGGGCUCCUCAAAGUCCUGGACAUCAUGCCGCUGACCCUACACGCCUGCAUGCACCAGAAGCAGAGGCUGCGAAAUCUGGAGCAGUUUGCUCACCUGCAAGACUGUGUUCUCCUGGCAACAGAUGUGGCAGCCCGGGGCCUGGAUAUUCCUGAAGUCCAGCAUGUCAUUCAUUACCAGGUCCCUCGCACCUCGGAGGUUUAUGUCCACCGAAGUGGUCGAACGGCUCGCGCCACCAACGAAGGCCUCAGCCUACUGCUGAUUGGUCCUGAGGAUGUGAUCAACUUUAAGAAGAUUUACAAAACCCUCAAGAAAGAUGAGGACAUCCCACUGUUCCCUGUGGAGACAAAGUACAUGGAUGCAGUUAAGGAGCGAAUGCGUUUAGCCCGACUAAUAGAGAAAGCGGAGUACCAGAACUUCCAGGCUUGUCUGCACAACUCCUGGAUUGAGAAGGUUGCAGCUGACCUGGAGAUUGAGCUAGAAGAAGGAAUGUAUAAGGGAGGAAAAGCUGAUGAGCAACAAGAGCGUCGAAGACAAAAGCAGAUGAAGGUCUUCAAAAAGGAGCUGCGCCAUUUACUCUCCCAGCCAUUGUUUCGGAAUGACCUGAAAACCAAGUAUCCAACUCAGUCUGGCAGGCUGCCCAUGGUUGUGUCUGCCCCGAGAAAUGGUGAGUCUGCUCUGAGCUGUGUCUCCAAACAGAAGAAGAAAAAGCAGCAGCAGGGGCAGCCGCAGCCUAGUACCAGUGUUGGCUAA
Molecule: messenger RNA, 2553 nt
Organism: Chrysochloris asiatica (Cape golden mole)
Lineage: Eukaryota; Metazoa; Chordata; Mammalia; Afrosoricida; Chrysochloridae
Gene: DDX24
Product: DEAD (Asp-Glu-Ala-Asp) box helicase 24
Exons: 8
Coding region: 1-2553 (850 amino acids)
Cellular component (GO): nucleolus
Molecular function (GO): nucleic acid binding; ATP binding; RNA helicase activity
Source: RefSeq, a predicted model, not a curated record